Messenger RNA from Monodelphis domestica (gray short-tailed opossum), 2869 nucleotides. It is a transcript of the gene AK6, whose product is annotated as adenylate kinase 6. NCBI's taxonomy places the organism in Eukaryota, Metazoa, Chordata, Mammalia, Didelphimorphia, Didelphidae. Gene Ontology annotation, molecular function: AMP kinase activity; ATP binding; ATP hydrolysis activity. The record is from RefSeq and is a predicted model, not a curated record. Gene Ontology annotation, cellular component: nucleus; cytoplasm.
GGACCCCGGGCCCGCCCUCUCGGCUCCUACCUGGCCCCCUCUGCCUGCUGCUCCCGCGUGGAGAGCGAGCGGGCGGCCGGGGCGGAGCCGGCGCCACUGCGACCAUGAGGCUGCCCAACAUCCUGCUUACGGGUACACCAGGGGUUGGAAAGACCACACUCGGUAAAGAACUUGCAUCAAGAACAGGACUGAAAUACGUCAAUGUGGGUGAUUUAGCACAAGAAGGACAGUUAUAUGAUGGAUUUGAUGAAGAAUAUGUAUGUCCCAUUUUGGAUGAAGACAGAGUAGUUGAUGAGUUAGAAAAUAAAAUGAAAGAAGGUGGAGUUAUCGUUGAUUACCAUGGCUGUGACUUCUUCCCCGAACGAUGGUUUCAUAUAGUUUUUGUACUUCAAACAGAUAAUUCUGUAUUAUAUACAAGACUUGAAAAGAGGGGAUACAGUAUAAAGAAACUACAGGACAAUGUUCAGUGUGAAAUUUUCCAAAUUCUUUAUGAAGAAGCCAUGGCCUCCUACAAGCCUGAAAUAGUACACCGGCUGCCCAGCAAUGUACCAGAAGAACUAGAGAGUAAUUUAGAUCAGAUAAUUAAAUGGAUUGAGGAGUGGAUAAAAGAUAAUAAUUGAACCUUGAGGGGAAAGCAUGGAUUCUCGAGGCUUUCCACAUAAUGGUUACAGAUUUUCUUGAUGAUCUCUCCCUCCCUAUACAAUAGAAAUUAAGACAACAUACACUGGAUUUUACUAUCCAAGAUUGUGUUGUGGAAGUAACAGGUGGGCAAAAUAUAAGGUUGAGUUAUGGCUGAAUUAAUUUUUUUUUUCUCCAUGAGAAAACUGAAAACCCUGAAAUAAAUGAAUACGGCAUUAAGGACUUUUUAAGUUUAGGAAAUACCCAGCAUUCUCAUUUAAUUUGGUAAACUACUUAAGAGUAAGUGAAUUUGAGAAAAUAGGUGAAAAUCUUUACUUAACAUGUAAAAGAAAAUGAAGGUGAAGAACUGCUGCUGACUUAAAAGUAAAAAAAAAAAGUCUAAGAAUAAAGCUAUAAACAUAACAUAUUAAGGGACAGCUAGGUGGCACCAUGGAUGGAGCGCCAGGCCUGGAGUUCAAAUCUAGCUUCAGACACUUCCUUGCUGUGUGACUCUGGGCAAGUCACUUAACCCCAAUUGCCUAGCCUUUGCCUUUCUGUCUUAGAGUCUUAUUAAGACAGAAAGUAAGGCUUGUUUUUGUUUUUUUGAUGACAUUAAGUGUUCUUUUAGUGAAUUGCUGGGGGUUUUUUGUUUUUUUAAUCUUGGAAGUUGGGUAAAAUUAGGAUAGUCACAAAGUAAAUGGUGAGAUUUUUGAGAAAAUAGCAUUUAAUUUCUUUUUUUUUUUUAAGUAUAAGAGUUUACUGAGCUCUUUUGCCUAUAAAGUCACUGCUGAUCCUAGCACUGAUAUUUGUCUCUUUGGAAGAGUAAGCCAAUCACAUUUUCCAUAUGUAAACAGGAAAUAGCACCCAUGGAAACUGUAAAUAUUAAUUUAUUGGUUGACUAAUUUCAAUCUUGCUAAAUUCCAUGAAAAUUCAUGUGAUAAUGCUUUGCUACCUUAUAGGUGGUGGUAAUUAGAUAAAAUUUCAACAUAUAAAGAUUGUGUAUUUAUGAAGAUGUGUUUAACAUUGAUAGCUAGUAUUUUUCCUUCCCCUUUUAAAAUAUAUAUUUCUGUGCCUUACUAUUGUAUUUUUGAACCAAAGCAGGCCUUAACCUUGUUCCUUUACCUAUCCUACUCUGCACUUGCCACUCGGAGAAACAGCCCUGUCCGAGGCCACCAGUAACUUCAACCCAAAGGUGAUGCGAGGAGGGUUUUUGAGAAAGGGGGUCAGGUUCAUUGUUGGUGAGGCUGUGCAUGUCCACCUUGCCUUCUAGACCUCUCCACUUGGGUAUACCACUCGCUUCUUACAUUCGGCCUGCCCACGGAGCGCUAGAUCUUGGUAGGAUAAGCUGGAGUUCAGGUCUUGUCUGAUACUUACCGGCUGUAUGACCUUGGGGAAGUUGCAGCCUGUUAGCUUCAGUUUCCUCUUAUAAAAUCUAGUUCCUGUUAGCUGCACUGAGGUAUUAGGAGGAAAGUGAUUUGUAAACUUUUGACAUAGAGCUGUGGUCAGUUAUUUCCCCCAGACGUUUGACUUCAUUUUUAUUUUUGUCUGUCAUGCACUGUUCCCCCUCUUUCCUAUGUUUAACUGUAAAGCAUCAUCAGUUCUAUCUCUGUGACAUCUCUUGGAUCUCCCCCUCACUAGCCUUACUCAGUUCCCACCUUAGGUAAGCCAGGGCCAUUGUGAAAAAUCUCCCAAUUCAUUUUCCUUCUCAAGUUUUUCCUGUCUGUCCUCCAUACAUCUACCAGUAAGAUUACCCUAAAGCAAAGGUUUAAUGCUAUGGCAUCCUUGUUCAUCAAACACCAGAGGCCUUCAGGAUCAAAUAUAAAGUCUUUUUUGCCAUUUAAAACCCCAAUGGCCUGGCUUUGACUUAAUUUUCUGGCCUUAUUAUUUAUGAUGUCCCUUUGCACAUUCUGGUCUUUUUGACCCUUCCACAAGAGGUACCUUUCCGUUGCCUGCCCUCCUGCAUGGAAUGUAUUCCUUGGCUUUGGAUCUUAAUCCCUAGUUUCCUUCCAAGCUUAGCGCAAGUACCACAUUGUACCUGAAUUCUUUCUUCUUCCUCCAAGCUCCUUUUGCCUCCCUCUCCCCAUCCCCUUCCCAUAACCUGUUUAUUUGUGUGUGUUCUGUUCUCUUCUCUGAAAGAAUGUAAGCUCCUCGAGGGUAGGGACUGUUUCCUGUUUGUCUUUGUGUUCUCAGCACCUAGUACAGUGCCUGGCAUAUAGUGGAUGCUUAAUAAAUUCCUAUUGGGUGUUCAGAA